This is a messenger RNA of Antrostomus carolinensis (chuck-will's-widow), 3879 nucleotides long. Its product is annotated as zDHHC palmitoyltransferase 17. The coding region runs from base 24 to 863 and encodes 279 amino acids. The transcript is spliced from 8 exons. The record is from RefSeq and is a predicted model, not a curated record. Gene Ontology annotation, molecular function: palmitoyltransferase activity. NCBI's taxonomy places the organism in Eukaryota, Metazoa, Chordata, Aves, Caprimulgiformes, Caprimulgidae.
ACAGGUCAUUCUUUGAUCACUCCAUGCACAGUGCGCUGCCUCUUGGAAUAUACUUGGCAACGAAGUUCUGGAUGUACGUGACAUGGUUCUUCUGGUUUUGGAAUGAUCUGAACUUUUUCUUUAUACAUCUUCCAUUCCUUGCUAAUAGCAUUGCACUUUUCUACAAUUUUGGAAAAUCCUGGAAAUCUGAUCCGGGAAUCAUCAAAGCCACAGAAGAACAAAAGAAAAAGACAAUAGUAGAACUUGCAGAGACAGGAAGUCUGGACCUCAGUAUAUUCUGCAGUACCUGCUUGAUACGGAAGCCAGUGAGGUCCAAACACUGUGGUGUAUGCAAUCGAUGUAUAGCAAAGUUUGAUCACCACUGUCCGUGGGUGGGCAACUGUGUAGGAGCAGGGAACCAUCGCUAUUUUAUGGGAUACCUGUUCUUCCUGCUUUUUAUGAUCUGCUGGAUGAUUUAUGGAUGUAUCUCUUACUGGGGUUUCCACUGUGAGACAAGUUAUGCAAAGGAUGGAUUUUGGACCUAUAUUACACAGAUUGCUACCUGUUCUCCAUGGAUGUUUUGGAUGUUUCUAAACAGUGUUUUUCACUUCAUGUGGGUGGCUGUGUUACUCAUGUGUCAGAUGUAUCAGAUAUCUUGCUUAGGUAUCACUACAAAUGAAAGAAUGAAUGCAAGAAGAUACAAGCACUUUAAAGUCACAACCACAUCUAUUGAAAGCCCAUUCAACCAUGGAUGUAUAAGGAACAUUAUAGACUUCUUUGAAUUCAGAUGCUGUGGUCUUUUUCGGCCUGUUAUCGUGGACUGGACAAGGCAGUAUACAAUAGAAUAUGACCAGACUUCAGGAUCAGGCUACCAGCUAGUGUAGCACCACCUUCAUCCUGUGAGCAUAUCAUAUCUGAGUGGUGCCUGAAAAAUUUUAGCUCUCUCUCGAAUCCGCAUCCCUUGAAGAGUAGCAUGCUAUGUGUAGGGCUGAUGAUGAAUCUUAAGGUACCUUCUCUUCAUCAGAAUUUUAUUAACAAAAGUAAAAAUGGACAGAAUAAACUGCCAAACCUGAUAAGGAAGAGGAGGAAGAUCAAAAAGGGAUUUUAACAGUUCUUAACAUGAGAGUUAUUCACGACAGCUUAUUCACAGUAUUUGUUGUUGGGUUUUUUUAUUUAAGGUCUUUCACAAUGGAGCAUGAGAUUAUUGAAAUAUUGGCGUAAGUAGUUACGUUGUGCUGAGCAGUAAAAUUUAUUGCCCAAGAUUAAUAAUUCCACUGAAACAAAAAUCUAGAAUAUAAAAUUAAAUUUCAUGAUGCAGAGUUCACUGGUCACUAUGUUGUAGUUCCUGUAAUGUGAUUUUUUCAUACAGAUUUUCUGUAGUAUUAUGUACAUUGAAAAAUGUGCUUUUCAGUACUAUUACAGACAUCAUGUGGUGGGAAUCCCCUGUAACGUGUUAAGUUAUAGCAGUAGGGCACAUCAGAUAACGUUGAGAACAAAUAUGUUGCCCACAUUUUUUGGUGAUUUUUUGUGCCACCAGUUAGUGGUACAACUAAAUACUUGUAAUAACCCUGUUAUGAGAUUAUAUAGUCUGAAAUAAACAGUUGUGUAAAUAAGGAAAGCUCUUCUGUCAGAGUUAAAGCCCUACUUAACUGCAUGAUACACCUGUAAAACUAGACUACAGUAUAUAAUGUUCAGGAAAAAAGUGGAAAAAAAUUCAUUAUCUUUGAAGUAAUUGUAUAAGCAAUUUACAAACUAGCAAUGUUUCAUAUUAGGUUUGGUCUUCAUACAGUAUCAUGUAGUCUAAUUGGAGACAUGUUGGAAGAGAAAUAGCAACCACAGAUGUGAAAGGAAAAAUCUCAAUUAUAAAAAGACAAGGUAGUUUUAAAUUGGAUACAACUGCAGAAGAAGAACCCAAAGUUGUCUGAAAUGCUGAUUUUGUUUGGAUGUAAAAUAAUGGAAACCGAACUUUAAAAAAUUUAAAAAUCCCCAUAAUAGCACACGUGCACAGAAAAUGUAAUGCAGUGUUUUGAAGAUGAUGGUGUGUUGGCACGUGGAAGUCACCCUUAAUUUCUUUUUUUAAGUUCUCAUGCUACAGAAAUGUUUUGAAGGUAAGGAAUGACCUGAAAUUGCAUUCCAAAGGGGCUUUUCUUGAAUGUGAUGCACUGAUUUUUGUUAUGGUGUUUUCAUAUAUUCAUAGUGAAUUGUUCACUGCUUCCUUAACUAUUGUUUACAGAGAGACUGAGAAUCAGGUUUGUUCUCUUCUAAGUGCUGUAGCAACCCAGUGGUUCGAGAAACCUGUGAGGGGAGUUUGGGGAGGGACCUGAAAGCAGAUAUCUGAGACCAGUGUAAAGAAUGUGUAUCUGUAUAUAAAUAAUUUAUCAAACAGUUUUCUCUCUGUGAGUGUGUUUGGUGUAUUUAAAGCUGCUCAUUUUCAUUUUAUUCAACCAAAAAAGUGUAGGAAGAUAUCUAACGAGCUUCUAGUGAUGUUCAAUAUUGCUGUUAAUAGGCACUAUGCCCUGCAAAUUCACUGCAUGUUUGAUGCUUGGCAAAAUUAGCGUUUUCUGUAAUAUGCAGAUUACAGGUAAUAAAGCAAUCUAGUGGUAUUCCCGGCCCUUGCCUUAGUAAGAGGAGCAGUGAAACUGUAAAUAGUUGAUGUUCAGUAUUUGCAAGUAAACAUUUUUUCUGUAGUUGUUCAUUGAUCUCAAGACACACACUUAGUUUGCAAGUACCAGAUAUCAGGAUUUACAGAAGUGCAGCAUUAGAGUAACUUGAAUGUUUAAUACUGGAAAAAUCAACAUCGUCUUGGACACAGUUUUAAUGGGAGAGGUUUGGGUGUAGAGAUGGCAAGAAGCUUUUGCUAUUUUUGUCAGACAAAAUUUGUAAUUCUAACGAAGACAUGUUCUGUUUCAGUGAAAACAGUUGACAUCAGUUAUUAAUAUUUUUUUCUAAUAAGAAAAAAGCAUGAAGACUUCACAAUGUUGUUGAUUUUAAUCACCAGUAAUAUUCUGCAUAUUUGUUUUGGGGAGUUUUUUUGUUGUUUUUUUUCCCACAUUUAUGCUGGGGGUCGGUUGACUUGAAGAGCUUAAAUCCACUUUAUUAAAUAUCACCUGGCACUAGAAGAGCAGUUCAGUAGGUGAUACAAGUUUUGGGUUUAGUUACCCGGUAGCAUUAACUGCCAUGAAUUGUGUCAUGCAGUCCAUGUCAAAAAUGUUUGCAGAAGAAGAGGUGAUCUUUGGUAGUAUGUAGUGAGAUCUGCACUACUUGUUAGUAGCUCUCUGGUGACAGUUUUGUUGAGACGUGCAGAAUUUGAGCAAUAGUAGGUAGUUGUGAAAAUGAACUUGCAUAUAUGGAUUUGGGAUGUAUGACGUUUCCAGUGCAAAAUGUAACUUGUCUUGAGUAACACUGAAUCGUUUGAUGUGAAAAUCGCGAAAUCAAGCAGGGGGGAGCCAACUAUGCAGCAUUUUUCUGUCAAGUUAUCAAACUGAAAAUUCACUUGUUGAACCAAAACUGCAUUGCUUCUGAAAGUUAACACAGCUGAUCCAGACCAACAGCAGAUCAGACCAACUUAAUCUGACAUAGGUAGAACAAAUGGGAAUUUUGUCUUGGCCCUAAACAUGUGCUGUUUCUUUGCAGGUUUCUGUAUUCUUUGAUGUCCAACAGAUUUUUUUUUUUUUCUAAAUUAAUGUGUAAAACAGCAUCACUACAUUUUAAGCUAUGUUUUUUUUUGUAUAUUCUUUAUUUAUAACUGUGCCAAGUAUUAUUUUAAUACUGUCAAGGUCUUUGAUGUAUUACAUUGUGAACAAAAAAAUCUGUAAAAUGUUUAAUAAAUUAGCUCUCCUUACAUAAAUUAAAUCUGUUAAAUUUUGUAAGUUAUUAAUCAAAUAAAUAUUGACUCUUAGA